CAACACCUCACAAAGCCCUUCGCAAUCCCCCAACAACCCAAUUCUAAACUCUCUCUCCACUCCCUCAAAUAUCCUAACCCUCAUCCAAUUUCUCUUCGCUUCUCAAUCUCACAUUUGGGUUCCAACUCUAAACAAUCCAAAUGGGUCUCCGCUGUUGCUGAAGAAACUUCGGUUUCGACACAAAACCCGUCGUCCGAGGCGGCACGGAGAGUUUACAUCGGAAACAUUCCUCAGACUGUCAACAACGAUGAGCUCCGCCAGAUUGUCGAAGAGCACGGUGCUGUCGAGAAGGCCGAGGUUAUGUAUGAUAAGUACUCUGGAAGGAGCCGACGAUUUGCAUUUGUUACGAUGAAGACUGUUGAGGAUGCAAAUGCUGCUAUUGAAAAGCUAAAUGGCACACAAAUUGGAGGGCGAGAAAUCAAAGCAAAUAUAACAGAAAAACCCUAACAAACUAUGGAUUUGCCAUUUUUCCAGUCUGAAGAAUCUGAAUUCAUUGACAGCCCCCACAAAGUUUAUGUCGGCAAUCUUGCAAAAACAGUAACUACAGAGAUGCUCAAAAACUUCUUUGCUGAGAAAGGGAAGGUUCUUAGUGCAAAGGUAUCCCGAGUUCCAGGGACCUCAAAAUCUAGUGGUUUUGGGUUUGUAACAUUUUCUUCAGAAGAGGCUGUCGAAGCUGUAAUCUCAUCCGUAAACAAUGCUUUGCUUGAAGGGCAGAAAAUUUGUGUAAACAAGGCUUAAUUAGCAGAAACUUGGUAUUAACGUGGCAUAGCAUAGUUGGGAGAACUUGGGUUGGGGAGAAUGGUUUGCACUGUAACUGUUGGAUUGAGAAUUGGAUGUUCUUUUUGUAGAGUCAGGGAACAAGAAUUACAAUAUUUAGAGAACAUCAAACUGUUCCCAAAAAGGAAAAGGAAAAAAAA
Messenger RNA from Camellia sinensis, 917 nucleotides. Lineage: Eukaryota; Viridiplantae; Streptophyta; Magnoliopsida; Ericales; Theaceae. The record is from RefSeq and is a predicted model, not a curated record.